AUGUUUAAAAAGAACAAGAGCAAUGCAGAAGGAAGUAGCAGCCGUAGCUCAAACCCUUUCAAUCGUACAGAAUAUGUAGAGGAAAUAGACAUGAAUGAUAUCAAAAUGGACACUCUUCGAUCACGCAUAUCUAGUCCUGAUAUGAAAAGGGGAGCCCCAAGUUUCCAUGAAGACGUAGGCUCAAUAUAUAGUCGAUCUGGUCCAAGCGGGUCAAUUGGCGAUGUGAUAGAUGAUAGACCAAAACUGCAAAGAGGUUUAAAAGCUAGACAUUUAACAAUGAUUUCACUGGGUGGUACCAUCGGCACAGGUUUGUUUUUGGCCUCAGGUGCUUCCGUAGCUAAUGCUGGCCCCGGUGGUGCGCUAAUUGCUUAUGCUUUAAUCGGUAUCAUGGUAUUCUUUAUGAUGGAGUCUUUGGGUGAAAUGGCAACAUAUCUCCCGAUCUCGGGCAGUUUUAAUAAUUACGCUGGCAGAUUUGUUGAUCCUGCUCUUGGAUUUGCCUUGGGAUGGAAUUAUUGGUAUAAUUGGGCUAUUACUGUUGCUGUAGAAUUGACAGCAGGCUCCAUGGUUAUGCAAUUUUGGCUUCCUUACGUUCCAAAUUAUGUCUGGUCAAUUGUCUUCCUUGUCAUCAUCCUUGGUUUGAACAUGUUCUCCGUUAAAGGCUAUGGUGAAGCAGAAUAUUGGUUUGCAUUAAUCAAGGUUUUAACGGUUAUUGUCUUCAUUCUCCUUGGCAUUCUCGUUGAUACCGGUGUCUUGGGCGGUGUAUACUAUGGUACUCAUGUUUUUAAUUCUGGCGGCGUACAAGGUUUGGGCGUACUUACAACCUUCUUGACUGCUGGUUUCUCAUUCCAAGGUACAGAAUUGAUUGGUGUUGCCGCUGGUGAAAGUGAAAAUCCACGUAAGAACGUACCUGCCGCUAUCAAGCAAGUAUUUUGGCGUAUUGUCUUGUUCUACAUUCUCUCUAUUCUCAUCAUCGGUUUGAUUAUUCCAUACGAUGAUCCCAAUCUUUUGAAGAGUGAUGUUAGUGAUAUUUCCAUUUCUCCCUUCACUCUCGUUUUCAUUAAGGCUGGUAUCUCUCCUGCUGCUCAUAUCAUGAAUGCUGUUAUUUUGACCACUGUUCUCUCUGCUGGUAAUUCUGGCUUGUACGCUUCCAGCCGCACGUUACUGGAUUUGGCGCAAGAAGGCAAAGCACCCAGAUUUUUUAGUAAAAUCACUAAAAAUGGUAUUCCCAUUUAUUGUGUGCUUUUAACCGCUGCUAUUGGUAUGCUUGCCUUUUUGACUUCUCUCUUUGGUAAUGGCGUCGUCUAUAAUUGGCUUAUGAAUAUUUCCGGUAUUUGCGGUUUUAUUGCCUGGCUUGGUAUUGCUGCCUCACAUUUCCGAUUCCGUCGUGCUUACAAACUUCAAGGCUACAAAGAGGAAGAUCUUCCUUUCAAAGCAAGACUGUUCCCUGUUGGUCCUAUUUUUGCUUUCGUCGUUUGUUGCUUUGUCAUUGUUGGCCAAGGUUAUGAUGCUUGGACAGCUGUACCUGUUAAAGCCUCAGAUAUUAUUGCCUGCUAUAUCGGUGUUCCUGUAUUCGUCGUCAUUUACUUGGGAUAUAAGCUUAUCAAGAAACCCAAACUCAUUCCUUUAGAGGAAGUUGAUUUAGUCUCGGGUCGUGCGGAAUUUGAGUAA
Molecule: messenger RNA, 1668 nt
Organism: Mycotypha africana
Lineage: Eukaryota; Fungi; Mucoromycota; Mucoromycetes; Mucorales; Mycotyphaceae
Product: amino acid permease/ SLC12A domain-containing protein
Exons: 6
Coding region: 1-1668 (555 amino acids)
Biological process (GO): amino acid transmembrane transport
Cellular component (GO): membrane
Molecular function (GO): amino acid transmembrane transporter activity
Source: RefSeq, a predicted model, not a curated record